GCGGGCUGAAGAGCUGCUGGGCGGGUUGGGCCGAGCGUGCGGCCGCCGAGUGCGCAGAGCCCCGGCCGCGGCUUGCAGGUCCCGGCACGUGCUUCCGGCGGCAACAUGGAGCUGGAGGAGCUGGGGAUCCGGGAGGAAUGCGGCGUGUUCGGCUGCAUCGCCUCCGGAGAGUGGCCCACGCAGCUGGAUGUGCCGCACGUGAUCACGCUGGGGCUCGUGGGGCUGCAGCACCGGGGUCAGGAGAGUGCUGGCAUUGUGACAAGUGACGGACAUUCAGUACCAACAUUCAAAACCCACAAGGGAAUGGGCCUUGUAAAUCAUGUCUUUACUGAAGACAAUUUGAAGAAAUUAUAUGUUUCAAAUCUUGGAAUUGGACACACGAGAUAUGCCACUACUGGAAAAUGUGAAUUAGAAAAUUGUCAGCCCUUUGUUGUUGAAACACUUCAUGGAAAAAUCGCUGUGGCGCAUAAUGGCGAGCUGAUCAACGCUACUCGAUUAAGGAAAAAUCUUCUGCGUCGUGGUAUUGGCCUGUCAACAAGCUCUGAUAGUGAAAUGAUUACCCAGUUAUUGGCGUAUACUCCUCCUGAGGAGCAAGAUGACACCCCAGACUGGGUAGCAAGAAUUAAAAACCUAAUGAAGGAAGCACCCACGGCAUACUCUCUGCUUAUAAUGCACAGAGAUGUUAUUUAUGCAGUGCGGGAUCCUUAUGGAAACCGUCCUCUAUGCAUUGGUCGUCUUAUUCCUGUAUCUGAUAUCAAUGAUAAAGAGAAAAAAUCCUCAGAAACUGAAGGAUGGGUGGUGUCUUCAGAAUCUUGUAGUUUUUUAUCUAUAGGUGCAAGAUAUUACCGUGAAGUCUUGCCUGGAGAAAUUGUGGAAAUAUCCAAACAUAAUGUCCGGACUCUUGAUAUUAUUUCAAGAUCUGAAGGAAACCCAAUGGCUUUUUGUAUCUUUGAGUAUGUUUAUUUUGCAAGACCAGAUAGUAUAUUUGAAGACCAAAUGGUUUAUACAGUAAGAUUGCGUUGUGGUGAGCGACUAGCAAUUGAAGCCCCUGUGGAUGCAGAUAUGGUUAGCACUGUUCCAGAAUCUGCCACACCGGCUGCUCUUGGCUAUGCAGGAAAGUGUGGACUUCCAUAUGUGGAGGUGCUGUGUAAAAAUCGAUAUGUUGGCAGAACCUUCAUUCAGCCAAACAUGAGGUUAAGACAGCUUGGUGUUGCAAAAAAAUUUGGAGUAUUAUCAGACAACUUUAAAGGCAAAAGAAUUGUUCUUGUAGAUGAUUCCAUUGUGAGAGGCAAUACCAUCUCACCCAUAAUAAAACUGCUCAAAGAAUCUGGUGCAAAAGAGGUACAUGUUCGAGUAGCUUCACCGCCAAUUAGAUAUCCAUGUUUCAUGGGAAUAAACAUACCAACAAAAGAAGAACUUAUUGCCAAUAAACCAGAAUUUAAGCAUCUUCCAGAAUAUCUAGGAGCAAACAGUGUUGUAUAUCUGUCAGUAGAAGGACUGGUUUUAUCUGUACAAGAAGGGAUAAAACUUAAAAAACAGAAAGCGGAAAAACGAGAUAUUAUGAUACAAGAAAAUGGGAAUGGUCUGGAACGUUUUGAAAACAAUGGUCAUUGUACAGCUUGUCUCACUGGAAAAUACCCUGUGGAAUUGGAUUGGUAGCUGGUUUGGCAUUCUUGUUCUUUCAAGAUAAGAAGUUGGUGAAGAUGUUACAGUUGUUAUACGUUAUGUAUUUACUGUUAUUCUGUUGGUACAAUGUAAAAUGCCACCUGCUUUAUAAGCUUUGAUAAUUUUUUUCUGAAGAGUACCAAAGUACAAAGUUUUCGAGACUAAACCCUAGAUUGCUGUUUUGGCAUUAUUUGGAUGAGUCUUUCAUUUUAUUUAGUAGGUUAGUGCUUUGAAGCUACUAAUGGUGAGACUUCAUAUUUAAUUUCAGAGCAUUGAAGUGUAAUACAAAAGAACAGGUAAUGUGUUCCCAAGUAAUGUACCUUUUGUGGAAUGUUUUUUGGGAGUUAUUGAACCUCAGUUGUGGAGUAUCUUCAGAAUUGAUCUUUGCUAAUUGCUUUUUUUCAAAAAGCAGCAGUAUGUGUUAUUUCUUGACUAGCCUUCCUCAUCUCUUCAGCAGAGGAAGGAAUUCAUGGCAUUUGCCCAGGACCAUGUUUCAGUUAUCAGAGGGUAGACUAAGUUGGUACAAACAGGUAGGUGAAUUAGAUAGAAUAUUUCCUGUGAAGCUCAAAUCUAUUAUACCUCAAAGGUGUCUGUCCCCUAGUGUUUCUGUUUGUAGUUGGGACCUUGUCUUCCCUGUGUACCAUGAUAGAAAUACUACAGGGGGGGGAAAUCUAUCUUUAGGUGCCUCACUUUGCCCACCAGUGUAAUGGGGUACUUAAGUGAUUAAGUCAGAUGAUAGGGACGUGUAUAAGUGUCAGGUUUUCAUUGGUUACAACCAUUACUUCACACCUACAUUUUAAAGUAGCAUGAUACUUGGCUUUGGAAAUAUUGACUAUUCGUCUGUAAUUAUACUAUAGUAGUGGAGAGCAGAAUUCACUGUGCCUUGCUGUCUCUUUUUUAAGCAAAGCAAGGUGUUUUUACUGAAUGAAACUUGCUUAGAAAGAUGUGAGAAGGGAGAAAGAGGGGAAGUGUGUUCAAGGGAGCAGGCUUCUCCAGAGUGGAAAUAAGCAAGCCAGGAGAGAAAGAGCCCUAGCCGUCUUUUCUGAAAUGCCUGAAGAACAGUUGUUGUGAAAGCAUGUCUGUAGAAGAUCUUUUCCUACACUGGAGUGAAAGAACGCCCCGUCCUGCCUCAGUGUUCUUACAGUAGAAGCCCAACAAAUAACUGUGUACGUUUUGAGAUAAAACAAUUUUUUAGAUUCUAACAAGCAACUUUUAUGCUUAAUUUGGUUAACUGUAUGUUUUUGUAAAAUGAAGUCUUUGAUCACUUAAAAGAAAAUUUGCAUAUAUGUUCAUCUGUGGACAUAUAUUGUUCAAAAUUAAAUGAUCAAGUGAAAACACUGGGGACCAAUAUUGUUUAAGGAAUAAGAAGACUUUUUUGGUACUUUGUAAUUAGCAUACCCAUCAACUGCCAAUUGACAAGUUGCCUUUUUUCUUUCAGUACUGACUUAUUGGGAGCUAAUGACUUAGAUCUUUUGGAAGGUUUUUUUUUUUACAUCUAGGAUUUAAGAUUUUUUAAGACACCUUACCCCAUCCCUUGUCUUUGUAAGAUUUUCAAAACAAAGUUGAUUUUUGCUUUGCUAUCAUAAUCUGAUGUAUAUUACAUUCAGAUCCAUUUGGAAAUUAAUAUUUAUUAACAGUUAAAGUCUUUUCAUUUAGUAUAUUCUCCCAUGUGUUUUAUUCCAGCAGGCUGAGAUAAAAUCUUGGCAGCUCUUUUGAGCCUUUUGCAGUCCACAGCAGUGGGUCAUGUGACCCCUGGCAGUAACACAAGUAAAUUAGCAGAUGAAUUGAGCCCCUGGACCAUUUGUGUGUAUUAGCCUCUUGUCUUAAAAUGUAUUCCUCAAAGCAGCAUGGAGGAGGCAAGACCAGUGGGUCAAUUUUGAACUAGCCUUACUCACUUUGGAUUUUUAAAAACAAGAAACUCAGGGAAAGUACUAAGUCAAAAUUUCUAACUUGACUUUUGUGUUUUUCAUGCAUUUUAUUUUCCAUAGUUUUUACUUUGCUUUAUUGAGAUGAUUUAAUAAAAGAAUAUUGUACUGUCA
This is a messenger RNA of Sorex fumeus (smoky shrew), 3704 nucleotides long. RefSeq names its product phosphoribosyl pyrophosphate amidotransferase (gene PPAT). Bases 106 to 1659 code for a protein of 517 amino acids. The record is from RefSeq and is a predicted model, not a curated record. The transcript has 11 exons. Gene Ontology annotation, molecular function: amidophosphoribosyltransferase activity. Gene Ontology annotation, biological process: purine nucleotide biosynthetic process; purine nucleobase biosynthetic process. NCBI's taxonomy places the organism in Eukaryota, Metazoa, Chordata, Mammalia, Eulipotyphla, Soricidae.